Rhopilema esculentum is the source of this 1927-nucleotide messenger RNA. RefSeq names its product lipoma-preferred partner homolog. The record is from RefSeq and is a predicted model, not a curated record. Gene Ontology annotation, cellular component: focal adhesion; stress fiber. Lineage: Eukaryota; Metazoa; Cnidaria; Scyphozoa; Rhizostomeae; Rhizostomatidae. Gene Ontology annotation, biological process: cell-cell adhesion.
AACUUUUGUCAAUAACACUUGGGUGAAGUUGAUCAAGCGAGUAAGUUCAUUUAUCGAUAUCUUUUGUCGAAUAAACUUUUAUUGUAUGUUGUUUGAAAAAAUUGAAAGACAGUCAUACCAUUGAUAAUGGCAUCUAGCAUACACUCCGCAGAGAAGCGAUUGUAUGAGAAGCUAGGGAUGGAGAAUCCAAACAAACCGAAGGUGUACACCAGCACGGUGAAAGAGGGGCCUACCAUCCACAAAGUCCGGGUCAUUGCACACGACGGCUCUAAAAAGAUACCACCGCCUGUAGCUGCUAAACCUAUAUUUUACAAGGCAUCUAUCCAGCAACAGAAAGUUCCAGAGAAGGCAAAACCAUCUUCUGCAUCCGUUGGCGCCGGAAACAGCCAGGCAAAGCUGGGGACAAAAAGUAUGGAGGAUGAAUUAGCUGACCUCACGGAUCUACUUGUGAAAAAUUUGGACAACACAUCAGAUCCUGAUUUUUACGGCAUCUGCUACAAAUGUCGCAAGAAUGUCUCUGGUGAAGGCAAUGGAUGUACUGCAAUGAGCAAUAUUUAUCACACUGACUGCUUUUUAUGCAAGACUUGUCAGACAAAGUUGACUGGCAAAGAAUUCUACUGUGUUGAAGAUGAACCAUAUUGUGAAACCUGCUAUUUUGAUAGUUUGGAAGAGUGUGUUACUUGUGCAAAGAAGAUUACAGAAAGGAUUCUUCGAGCCCAAGGUUUUUCAUAUCACCCAGAAUGCUUCACUUGUUCAGUUUGCUCAUCCAAUCUUGAUAAUGUGCCUUUCACUGUGGAUGCUACAAACCAAGUGCAUUGUGUGGAAUGCUACCAGUUAAAGUUUUCUCCUCGCUGUGCUGCUUGCCAAAAAUUGAUCCUACCUGAAAAUGAAAAGGGUGAAACAGUUCACAUUGUUUCUAUGCAAAAGAAUUUUCAUGUUGCCUGCUAUAAAUGCGAGGACUGUGGAAUUCUGUUAUCAAGUGAAACAGGUCAAGGCUGUUACCCUUUAGAUGGUCACCUUCUGUGCCAGUUAUGCAACGGUAAAAGAGUUCAACGAAUGACGUCAGACCUCACGCCAGAGCCAUCAACCGAACUUUGAUUAUUACUGUGUUACAGUAUAGCUACGUUGUAGGGCCAAGAGAUGGUAGUAGCCUUAGGACCGUUUAGACCAUGUGGAACAUUUCGGACAUCUUCUCAUAUGUAGCAAAAUUUCUCUCUUUAGAAGCAUCUAUGUAACUGUAAAGAUUCGUUACUUUCUGUCAAAUAAUUUAGUAUCUUUAGCUUGCUUGAAAACUGGGAUCAUUUUAAUGAUUUAAAAAUCGAUUAGUUUGUGAUUUGCUUUUGUUUUCAUUUAAAAGACCCAAAUUAACAAGAUCUAAACUUUUUAUGCACUUCUACCCCCCUGUCCCCUUUUUCUUCUCUCGUUUGCAGCCUCUGCUCAUGCUUCUUUCCUGGACAGACCAUACUAAGAUUCUGCAUCCCCUGCCCCCAUCUAAAUGUUGACAGGACAUUAUCUGUCAUUUGAAUGGAAUUUGUGAAGGGGGUUAGAUGUGCGACAGUAUAUGCAUGUUAGCUACUCUUAAUUGGACGUUCAUCGCAACAGCUAUGCCCAAGAGUGUAUGAAAUACAGAUGAAUGAAACUCUAUGUCCCUGCAAUUGCAUAAGUACAGUUCUGUGGUACAGUUGACAAUGCAACUUUAUUCAAAGCUGUCACAGCGUCUCAAAUGUCUUGCACAAUUAAUAUAAACUAAGCAAGCCGUAGUUCAAUAUUGACGUAAAGUUCAUAAUAAUUGAUACGAGAUUUUAUAUCGCUGAAAGUAAUUCAAUGAUGUGUAAAUCACACUGUAGUUUAUAGGUUAUUUUAGGUUUGUUUUUAGGUUAUAGGUUAUUUUAGGUUUAUAGUGUUUUUCAUCAUCACAUUUGUAUGC